Trematosphaeria pertusa is the source of this 1377-nucleotide messenger RNA. RefSeq names its product carbonic anhydrase. The transcript has 2 exons. Lineage: Eukaryota; Fungi; Ascomycota; Dothideomycetes; Pleosporales; Trematosphaeriaceae. Gene Ontology annotation, biological process: cellular response to carbon dioxide; carbon utilization; cellular response to oxidative stress. Gene Ontology annotation, molecular function: zinc ion binding; carbonate dehydratase activity. Bases 301 to 1224 code for a protein of 307 amino acids. The record is from RefSeq and is a predicted model, not a curated record. Gene Ontology annotation, cellular component: cytoplasm.
GUCUCUUUGUCUGAUAACUGCAUCUCCGCCAUUCUAUCCACUCAAUAUCAGACGAAAAAGAAACGAUCCUAACCCCCAACCAUGUAAUGAUGCGAUUCUCAUCAUCAGGAAUCUCUUGGCGCGCUAGAUCAGCGCGGGGUUUAGCGGUCUAGCUUUGCUUCUGCAGGGAUGCAAAUCUUUCGCGCCAGUUGACGUCAGAUCCAAUCAGCGUAGCGUGCAACCCGAGAAGCUCAACACAUAAGUCAACGGGAACCGAAGGGAGGGCCGGAGAAACGUUGGACGGGUGACAGGGACCAAAGAAUGCCGUGUGUGAGGCCAAGAGCGGCACUGCCCCACGUCGCCCGAGCGCCGGGGGUAUUUGUACGGCCGCGUGGGACGGUCUUUCCCUCCUCUUCUGCUUCUCCCUUUCUUGGGUUUCUAGCUGCGAGGCACACGCCCUUCCAGCAGCAAUUGAACGCGACACCACGAUUGGAUCAGCUGCGAAUUUUGGGAGUCCGGUACUGCUCGACGAUAAGGAUGUCAUCCCAGGAACUGGAAAGCCAGCCUCCGAGCCAGGUCAAGAAGUACCUGCAGCAGAGCCAUGACCGCAUCUUCGAGAACAACAAGAGGUGGGCCGAGGAGCAGAAGGCGAAGCAUCCCGAGUUCUUUACGAACUUGAGCGCGGGUCAGAGCCCGGAUUAUCUAUGGAUUGGCUGCUCCGACUCCCGCAUACCCGCCGAAGCCAUCACCGGCCUCGGGCCCGGCGAAAUGUUCAUCCACCGCAACAUUGCCAACCUCGUCUGCAACACCGACCUAAACGUCAUGUCUGUGGUCAACUACGCAGUGCGACACCUCCACGUCAAGCACGUCAUCGUGUGCGGACACUACGGCUGCGGCGGCGUCAAGGCCGCCAUGACCCCGAAAGACAUGGGCCUCCUCAACCCCUGGCUGCGCAACAUCCGCGACGUGUAUAGGCUGCACGAAGCGGAGCUCGAUACGAUCGAAGACGAGGAGAAGAAAUAUGAUCGGCUGGUCGAGCUGAAUGUGGUGGAGCAGUGCAGGAAUGUGAUUAAGACGGCAGCGGUGCAGCAGAGCUAUGCCAGGGGCGGGUUUCCGGUUGUCCACGGGUGGGUGUUUGGGUUUAAGGAUGGGUUGCUGAAGGAUUUGGAAAUCGAUUUUGAGGGCCAGUUGAAGAGCAUUCAGAAGAUUUAUAACUUGACGGCUGAUGCGUCGGAGGGGUCGUAGAGGAGGCGAGCGGGAGCGGGCGUGCCGGCGUCGAUUGGGAUAAGACGUUAGAUGGACAAGCGGGUAGACUGGAGUACGCGUAAAAAGGAACACAUUUUAUAUCGCUUGAAUUUGAAUUCAAUACCACAGGACUUCCCGUGUGGCUACUAUGCU